Molecule: messenger RNA, 1329 nt
Organism: Clonostachys byssicola
Lineage: Eukaryota; Fungi; Ascomycota; Sordariomycetes; Hypocreales; Bionectriaceae
Source: the annotation of a GenBank genome assembly
AUGAACUUCAACUACUCUGGCUAUAGGGUAGUCUCGGAUCCGAAGCCCGACGAGAUCCCGUCAAAGACAGACGCAUCCCACACCGAGGCCAUUCCCGACCGUGUGCGUCGUGUGGCGACUGACCUCGACGACCUUGAUCUCUACUAUAACCUCCCCAACGCGGCUCGUAGAUAUGCUAAAAUUAAGGAGUACUCCUCAUCCGAGCUCGAGGACAUCAAGGACUUCCCAUUCGACUCAUUCUCCCAGCAGGACAAGGUGGAUAUCGUCCUGCUGACACGCUUCCUCAAGAAUCUUAGCCGCCAUCAGACCCUCGUAGAAGAGUCCCACGGCAAGGUCCAGCCGCUCGUCCCCUUCGAAUCCUCUAUCACAGCCCUGUGCGAGGCGAGGCAGGAUGGCUUCGCUACCAAGGUCAUCGAGGAUUGGCGCAGCCACCUUCAAGAGUGGUUUGACUUCUACUCAAUCUACGCUCUGGCCUUCGACUGGUGGGCCACUACCCCUUGGAAGGUUGUUGACGCAGCCCUUGCUAGUUACAUAGACAUCAUCCUGUCGACCAUCGUUGGCAUCAAUCCGGGAGAGGGUGGCCAAGAUGAAGUCGUCGGCGAGCCCAUCGGCCGUGCCAUGCUCCUGUCCGAAGUCUCCCACGAAAUGAUCUUCUAUACCCCGAAGAGCUCCUCUCCAUCGCCCACAAGGAAUACCACAGCUGCCUCCUCGAGACGAAAGCCCUCUCCAACGAGCUCGGCUUCGGCAGCGACUGGAAAAGGGCCCUCGACCACGUUAAGACGCAAUCUACCUCCAUCGGCAAGCAAACCGACCUCGUCCGCCACCUUGUCAACGAAGCCACCGCCUACGUCUAGGACUAUGGCCUCCAGCGCACCGCCCCUUUCUUCCUCGGCGAGCCAGUCCAUCCUCGUCGCCAGCCCGGCCUCCCCCAUGCCCCAGGCCCUCAAGGCCACCGUCCUCCGCGCCAACAACCGCCACUUCUCCCGCGCCGUCGCCCUCCACGAGAUGAUCCCCGGCCACCGCCUCCAGCGCGUCGCCGAGCGCCGCCAUAGCACCCUCCGCUCGCCGUUCUUCUCCACGCCCUUCCUCACCGAGGGCUGGCCCAUCUACUGGGAGCUUCUACUCUGGGACCGGGGCGACUUCUUCGCCGCCGCCGAGGAACAGGGUGGGGACCGUGUUCUGUCGCAUGCAACCGCUGCAUGCGCGUCGUCUUCUCCCUGCGCUUCCACCUCGGCGAGGUCACCCCACCGCAGUGCGUCGACCUGCUGGGGGAGCCGCUGUCUCCGGGGUACCAGACGAGAUGGAGGUUCUACGAUCGAGAGAAGUUAG